UACAAGAGAGCUGCCUAAACAAGGUCUGAAUGCCGCCCAAUCAGACGAAUGCCCGGGUCAACAGCCAUGAAUGACGUCGAAUCCCGCUCGCCACUGCGCGGGCGAACUUUUUGUGUAGACAUCGGCGACCGUCGGGCCGCAAUCACAAGAUCUACAGCACAAUUAUUAAUCACAAAAGGCUUGAGCUUCUUCAUAACAGCAGGUCUGCCUUCGAGGCCUUGACACCAGUAUCAUCAUGUCGCGCCCCGACACUUCAGUAGAGACGACAAAUUCGGGUCGCACGUCGUCUUCAGAUUUGACGGCGAAUGACCGGAGUGACAAUGCUGCUGGCAGAUGGGGAGAACACACAAGUGCAGUGAACACUGCAGAGGCAGACCAAGCUUUCCAUGACCUGCGGCAGACCGUUACUAAACAUUCUAUGGCCUCGAAUGGCAAAGACGAAGAACAAGGCUUCAACUUGGAGCGGUUCUUGCGCGACGGCCAGCUAAAGGAGGAAGAGAUUGGGCGGCCGCCAAAGCGUCUUGGUGUCGUAUUUCGUCACUUGACUGUGCACGGCGUGGAUCCAGGCAACUCGAGCGUCAAGACCUUUCCGAAGGCAGUCUGGCGUACAGUCUCUGGGCAAGAACUGCUAGCUUUUGCCAAUUUCAUUUCUGGCGGUAAGAUUCUCAAAGCACCAACGCGUCCCAUUUUGCGAGACUUCGACGGCUUUGUCAAGAAUGGCGAGAUGCUGCUAGUCUUGGGCCGACCGGGAGCUGGUUGCUCCACCAUGCUGCGUGCUGUUGCCAACCAGCGCGGCGGUUUCGCGCAAGUGGACGGUGAUGUCCAUUAUGGGUCCAUCUCAGCAGAGGAAAUGGCAGCUCAAUACCGCGGCGAGGUGAACUAUCUCGAGGCGGACGACGUGCAUGAGCCGGCUCUGACUGUCGAACAAACGCUCAGAUUUGCACUUGAAAACAAGACUCAGCAACGCUUCAAGGAUGAGGUGGACGUCUAUCUGACGGCCUUCCUUCGCAUGUUUGGCAUCGAACACACACGUCACACACAAGUCGGCGGCCCAUACCACCGAGGCGUCAGUGGAGGUGAGCGCAAGCGAGUCAGUAUUGCUGAGGUGCUUGCGACAAAGUCAUCCGUUGUCUGCUGGGACAAUAGUACGCGCGGCCUGGACGCCAGCACAGCUUUGGACUAUGGCAAGAGUCUACGUAUCCUUACAGAUGUUUCUCAAAAGACGACCAUUACGACGCUUUACCAAGCUGGUCAGUCUCUGUACGACUUGUUUGACAAAGUUUGUGUUGUACACCAGAGUCGCAUGAUUUACUUCGGACCUAUCGGCGAAGCAGAAGCAUACUUUGAGGGGCUUGGCUUCGCUAAAGCGCCACGGCAAACAACACCAGACUUCCUGACUGCCAUCACCGAUCCUAUUGAGCGUUCUUUUCAGCCUGGCAAAGAAGCCUCCACACCCAAAUCCUCCGAGGACCUCGAGAGAGCCUUCCGCAAUUCUAGCAACUAUGCUCGUUUGCUGCAGGAACUGGAUCAAUAUCAACUUGACAUGAAGCAAAAUGAGCACAUCGAGGCGCAACAGUUCCGCGAAGCCAAUAAGCUUGCCAAGUCAAAGUAUGCGCGCAAUAAGUCGCAAUAUACAGUCUCAUUUCCUCGGCAAGUCAUCAAUUGCUCGCGACGCAACAUGAUGCUCAUUAUGGGCGACAAGACUGCCUUGGGUUCAAAGUUCUUUUCCUCCUGGGCAAAUGCGCUCAUUAUAGGCUCGCUCUUCUAUGGUCUCGACAACGACUCGAAUGGUGCCUUCAGCCGCGGUGGCCUGCUCUUUAUCUCAAUUUUAUUUAAUGGUUGGCUGGCGCUCGCAGAGCUUGGCCCUGCUGUCGGUGGUCGUGCCAUCAUUGCUCGGCACAAGGAAUUCGGUUUCUACAGACCCUCGGCGGUGUCGCUGGCUCGCGUGGUUUCCGAUUUACCCCUACUGUUGAUUCAGAUCAUUCCAUUCACGCUCAUCAUGUACUUUCUCGGAUCACUUCAGCGGACGGCGAGCCAGUACUUCAUCUUCCUGCUCUUUGUCUACACCUCGACGCUUAAUCUUCUGGCCUUGUACAGGCUGUUUGCUGCGCUGAGUCCCACCUUUGACAAUGCGAUUCGCUAUGCAGGUCUCAUUCUCAACGCAAUGGCCAUCUAUGCAGGCUACGUCAUCAACAAGACGCAGAUGCUUACGUCGGCUAGCAAAGGCGGUGUCCCAUGGUUUGGAUGGCUUUACUACGCAAGUCCAGUGUCCUAUGCAUUUGAGGCGGUCAUGGUAAACGAAUUCAGCAAUAUGAACAUUGCUUGUUCGUCAGGCAGUAUCGUUCCUGAGGGCCCAUCAUACACCAAUGUGGCCUAUCAAACUUGUACUCUGGUGGGUUCUGUUCCCGGCAGCUUGACUGUCCGUGGUGCAGAUUACCUCCAACAGUCUUUUGCGUAUACUCGCUCGAACCUCUGGCGUGACUUUGGCAUCUUAUUGCUGUUCACGGUUGCCUACAUCAUACUGGGCGCCAUAUUCUCCGAGCUCUUCCUCUUCGCUUCGACUGGCGCAUCUCUCUUGCAAUUCAAGAAUGCUAAACAGGCGAAGCGGGCCGAACAAAUCAAUAGAGCAAUCGAAGAAGAGAAGGAGGAAGCAACCGAUCUGGUCAAGUCCAAGUCUGUCUUUACCUUCCGUGAUCUGUGCUACUCUGUCGAUGCUGAAGGCUCAAGAAAGCAGCUCCUGGACAAUGUCCAGGGCUGGGUCGAGCCUGGAACUUGCGUUGCCCUCGUUGGCUCCAGUGGUGCCGGCAAGACAACGCUGCUCAACACCCUCGCUCAGCGCAACAACUCGAUUGGCUAUAUUUCUGGGGAAAUGCUUGUUGACGGUCAUGCUCUCGGUCCUGGCUUUGCUCGAGGCACCGGAUUCGUCGAGCAGCAAGAUUUGCACGAUGAGACAGCAACCAUACGUGAAGCAUUCGAGUUCAGCGCUCUCUUGCGCCAGUCUGCAAGCACGCCGAAGUCUGAAAAGCUAGACUACGUGAACAAGGUACUGGCAUUGCUCGAGCUGGAGCAUUUGCAGGAUGUGGUCAUCAUGUCCUUGGACGUCGAGGCAAAGAAGAGGCUCACAAUCGGUGUCGAGCUGUGUGCUCGACCAAAUCUGCUUCUUUUCUUGGACGAGCCAACAUCCGGCCUCGAUUCUCAGAGUGCCUUCAACAUUGUACGAUUUCUGCGAAGACUUGCAGCUGCUGGACAAGCUAUCAUUUGCACCAUUCAUCAGCCAUCGUCAGAACUUUUGCUUCAGUUUGAUCGCAUUCUUGCAUUGAACCCUGGAGGCAAAACCUUUUACUUUGGCGACGUCGGCAAGAAUGGCUCUGGCAUUACCGAGUACUUUGGCAAGCGCGGUGCAAUUUGCCCGCCCGAUGCCAAUCCUGCAGAGUUCUUGCUCGAAGUGGGAACUGGUCGCGGCCUGGGUCAAGUCGAUGGUCACAAUGUAGACUGGGCAGGAGUAUGGAGUGAUUCUGAGGAACGCAAAGCAGCAACACAGGAGAUUCGCCGCCUCGAGGCAGAGCGCAGUCAGCACGCCGAUGAGCCAUCUGAAGCUGCAACUGAAUUCGCUGCAUCUACUUGGGAGCAGACAAAGCUGCUCACCAAACGCACUUGGCUCAACUACUGGCGCGAUGCUUCUUACGGAUACUCUAAGGCAUACGCCUUCUUGCUCAACGGUCUGUUGAAUGGCUUCACCUUUUGGAUGGUCGGCAACCGGUACUCGAUCUUGGCUAUGCAGGAGCGCAUGUUUAGCGUAUUUCUGCUCAUUCUCAUGCCCGCAACGCUCAUCAACGCCGUCAUUCCAAAGUUCUUCUCCGCUCGAGUGUUGUUCGAAGCGCGCGAGUCACCCUCCAGGAUCUACUCUUGGUUCGCCUUUGCCACUGCUCAGAUGCUGUGCGAGAUACCUUGGGCCAUUGGUGUGACGAUCCUCUAUUGGGUCGUUUGGUAUUGGCCUGCUGGUCUUCCAGUCGAUGCGUCUAUCUCUGGAUACAUCUUCUUGAUGGCACUGCUGUUCAACCUGUACAGUGCAAGCUGGGGUCAGUGGAUUGCAAGUCUAUCGGACAGCUACACGGUCAUCGCCAAUAUCAUCCCACUCUUCUUGGUUGUGGUUCAGCUCUUCACGGGUAUCAUUCGCCCCUAUGCAAGCAUGCCCGUCUUUUGGAAGUACUUCAUCUACUAUGUGAGUCCAGUUCAAUGGUUGACGAAUGGAAUGCUUGCAACAAUUUUGCACAACGUGCCUGUGUCAUGCUCGCAGACUGAGUUGGCCUUCUUUUCGCCACCACCCGGUCAGACUUGCUCAGAGUAUGCAUCGGAGUACUUGACGACAGCCAUUGGCUACUUAGACAACCCAGACGCCACUUCGCAAUGUGGCUACUGCCAGUUUUCUUCUGGCGACGAUUAUUUGCGAUCGCUCAACAUUUCCUACGACUUCCGUUGGCAGUCCUUUGGAAUCUUCCUUGCGUUUGUCUUGACAAAUUAUCUACUAAUCUAUGGAUUGGUGUUUUUGCGAUUCAAGGGCUACCGCUUGACGUUUGGUGUUGGACAUUUGAUGAGAUUAUUUAGACGAUAGAUAGACUGUAUAUACGGUA
Molecule: messenger RNA, 4631 nt
Organism: Protomyces lactucae-debilis
Lineage: Eukaryota; Fungi; Ascomycota; Taphrinomycetes; Taphrinales; Protomycetaceae
Product: ABC drug exporter AtrF
Exons: 3
Coding region: 236-4612 (1458 amino acids)
Biological process (GO): transmembrane transport
Cellular component (GO): membrane
Molecular function (GO): ATP binding; ATP hydrolysis activity; ABC-type transporter activity
Source: RefSeq, a predicted model, not a curated record